AUGAAUGAUGAAGAAAAAACAUUCUAUAAAUUUAUCGAAAACAAAAUUCUUCUAAAGGAAUUCUGUGAAGAAUACGUAAAAAUAAAAAACAAUGAAGAAUUUAUUAACGAAGAAACUAAUAAAGUAAAAUUAAAAAAUUGCGAACUCGAAAAGGAAAUAGAAAAAUACAAAGAGAUAUUAAAGAAUAUUGAAAAAAAAAAAGAUGAAGAAAUUGAAAUUAAUAACUUUGAAUAUGAUAUAAAAAUUAAGAAAUUAGAAAAACAAGUGAAUUUUUUAAAUUCUUGCUUAAAUAAAGAAAAAGAAAACUAUAAUUUAAACGUAAAAGAAUUGAUAUCUUUAAAAUUUGAGAAUAGUAAAUUAAAAUCAGACUUAAAUAAAAAUGAAGAUACAAAAGUAGACAAAGAACAUCAAAUAAAUCAAAGUAAUAUCACUGUACUAAAUAAAAUUUAUUCAGAUAUUGACCAAAAAAUUGAAGACAUGAUAAAACUAUUAAGUGAAGUAAAAAAUUGUAGAGAUAAUGUAGAACAAAAAAUAAAGGAUUAUGAAAUGCUUUUAAAUAACUAUCUAAAAAAAAUUUCCGAUAUAAAUUUAAAGUACGAACAAUUUUAUAAGUUAUAUAAAGAAGCUGAAUAUAAAAAUAACUUGAGCAAAUAUAAAAAAAAAGUUUUAAAAAAUAGAAUAGAUGAAUUAAAAAAUUGUAAUAAGCUCUUAUCAAAUCAGAUAUCUACAUUAAAAAAAGAUAUUAAGGUCAUAGAAGUGGAAAAAAAUGAAUAUUAUUCAUUGUUAAAAAAAGCAGAAAAGAAAAAUUUUUUAUUUUAUCAUAAAUUAAAGAAAAAUAAUGAAAAAUCAUAUUUUUCAUCAAACUAUUCGGAUAAAAAUCCCUCUUCAUUGGAUCUACUAAAUGAAAAUAAAGAAGAAAUAUUCUACAAUAAUCUUAAAAAUAAUUCAUCAUUGAUUAAAGGUGAUUUAAUACUUAGUCAAAAUAUAUUUGAUUGCAUAAAUUUAAAAGAAAUAGAAAACAGAUCAAUUUAUUUAAAGAAUAAAAUUAAGAGAAAAGCUCCAUAUCGUUUAGAAGAAUUUAAUAUAAAAAUAGAACGAAAAAGAAGGAAUAUACUCUUUUAUUCAGACAAUGAUUAUGAUAAGAAAAAAAAACGUAAGAAUAUUAUUUUAAAUGAAAAUGAAGAUGAAAAUAUGAAGCAUGUAAACUUGUAA
This is a messenger RNA of Plasmodium relictum, 1212 nucleotides long. Its product is annotated as conserved Plasmodium protein, unknown function. The transcript has a single exon. Bases 1 to 1212 code for a protein of 403 amino acids. Lineage: Eukaryota; Apicomplexa; Aconoidasida; Haemosporida; Plasmodiidae. The record is from RefSeq and is a predicted model, not a curated record.